AUGGGAGCGUCCACUUCAUCGGAGCCGAGGGUUUCGGCGGAAAAGGAAGAGGCGGAGGCCGUCGCAUCCUCCACCGGAGCUCUUCCAAUGCUUCAGAAAGCUUUCUCCAAGCUCGCCGAUCCGCAAACCAACGCCGUUCCGUUAGAAAGUCUACAGCAACGCUUUAGUUUUGCUGGCGAAGGAAGUAACGUGCCAGAUUCGUUGACGGUGAUGUUGGCUCACUUAGGCUCAACCCUAGUGGAUCAAUUUUUCGUGCCAGAUAAAGGGGGUAUAAUAAACUGGGUUGAAUUUGUUGAGGGUUACAACAAGUGCUGUGCGAGGGUGUCCGCGUCGGUUUCUCUAAACAUGCUUUUGAGAGUGUUUGUUGCAAUCUCAAAAUGUGCUAAUGUACCUGUGCAUUUGGAGUUUGAAUCAGGGGAUGCUGAUUGUAAGAUUAACGGCCACUUUCUUCCUAAUGACGUGUUUUUGCUUCUUGCCCUGUGUUGGGCUAUGACAUGGAGUUCUAGAAACUUGAAGGGGGGAAGGAAUCUAAGACUACCGGAUCUGAAUCAUUUGGUGUUGUCGGUGAUCACAUCGUGUGGUCAAGUUGAAGGUUUGGAUGUGUGGGACUGUGAUAUCUCUAGUUUGGAGGUUCAGCUUCCUGCGGGGAAAUUCGUAACGUGGGUUAUGAGUACCGUCCCGUGCCUCGCCGAUUGCUUGAGACUGUAUUUUCAUGCUAGACUGCAAAUGGCGGGAAUUGAUGGGGUUGAAUUGGCUUCCUCUAAUUCCUCCCGUGCUGGAGAUAUUUCAUCAAUAGCUGCACAUGAUUAUCUUUUGACCCAAGGAAGGGCAUGGGCAAUUUCUAUCACCCAGAGAAGUACAGUAAGUGAAGAGAUUUCUAGAGCAUUUAUAAGCAAUGAAGGUGGAAUGGAUGAUAACCUUGUUUAUAGGUCAGCCACUCAUGGAAGAGGCCUUGGCAGAUUUUGGUCCCGUAUUGAAGGUUACAAAGGUCCUUUGUUAGUUUUGAUAUCUGCAAGUUCAGGAGAACCUCAUGAAGGAAAUUCUGUUGAUAGGAAAUGGGUUAUAGGUGCUCUAACUGAUCAAGCUUUUGAAACUAAAGAUACCUUCUAUGGAAACACUGGAUGUUUAUAUUCUAUUGGCCCAGUGUUUCAUGUGUUUCCGCCUGUUGGUAAGGAAAAAAAUUUUGUUUAUAGCCACUUGCAUCCUACUGCUAAAGUUUACCAACCGCAUCCAAAGCCAGUUGGUGUUGCAUUUGGAGGAGCUCUGGGAAAUGAGAGAAUAUUUAUAGAUGAAGAUUUUGCAAAAGUGACUGUUCGCCAUCAUGCCAUUGACAAAACUUACCGCAGUGGAUCCCUCCUUCCGGAUCAGGGUUUCCUACCUGUUGAGGGUCUGAUUUCAGAAGUUGAAGUUUGGGGACUUGGUGGUAAAGUAGCGAAGGAAGUGCAGAACUCCUACAAAAAGAGAGAAGAACUUUUCACUGAGCAAAGAAGAAAAGUUGACUUGAAGACCUUUGCAAGUUGGGAGGAUUCACCUGAGAAAAUGAUGAUGGACAUGAUAUCAGAUCCAAAUGCUGUUCGAAGGGAAGACCGCUGA
Molecule: messenger RNA, 1593 nt
Organism: Sphenostylis stenocarpa
Lineage: Eukaryota; Viridiplantae; Streptophyta; Magnoliopsida; Fabales; Fabaceae
Source: the annotation of a GenBank genome assembly